Molecule: messenger RNA, 728 nt
Organism: Anneissia japonica
Lineage: Eukaryota; Metazoa; Echinodermata; Crinoidea; Comatulida; Comatulidae
Exons: 1
Source: RefSeq, a predicted model, not a curated record
ACAGAAAAAGAUUUAUCAUGGAGAAAUAUUAUAUAAUUGUGAUAUGCAUCGUUGUAUUGCUGAUUGUGAUCGCAGUGUUGAUAGCUUUGCGAAAGUUAUCUAGGAAAAAAAAGGAUGUGGUGUCUGACAGGGAAGCGCAAUACGAGUUGAAUUCAUACCAUCAGUCACAGCCAGAGUUUAGAUUAGAAAGAGGAAUCACGGUGAGCAUACGACAAGGUGAUAUCACCGAUGAAGAUGUCGAUGUCAUUGUCAAUGCUGCCAACGGUAGACUUCAGCACGGAGGAGGUGUUGCAAGAGCUAUCGCUAUGAAAGCUGGCGAGGAAAUCAACGUGGAUGGACAACGAGCACUCAGCGGUCGAAGAGGGCGCGAAUUAAAAGUAUCAGAGGUGUUACACACUGGUGGUUACAAUCUGAAAGCGAAAUAUGUCAUACAUGCAGUGGGACCAAUACGUGGAAAAGACAACCCAUUUUCGUACCUGCUGAAGAGAACGUUCUAUCAUUGUUUGGAAUAUGCAGAUGUGAGUCUUGAAGCUAGAUCGAUUGCAAUUCCGUUGAUAAGCUCCGGAGUAUUUGGUGGAAACAAGGACGAAUGCGCAGACGCGUUGCUGUGUGCUGUCAAAGAGUUUUCACAGGAUGACAGUUUCAAGACAGUGAAUGAAAUUCGACUUAUCAAUAUUGAUGCAGAAGCUACUCGUGCAAUUAAUACAACUUUUUCCAUAGGGUUGAAU